This is a messenger RNA of Kwoniella shivajii, 1707 nucleotides long. RefSeq lists its product as uncharacterized. NCBI's taxonomy places the organism in Eukaryota, Fungi, Basidiomycota, Tremellomycetes, Tremellales, Cryptococcaceae. The transcript is spliced from 7 exons. The record is from RefSeq and is a predicted model, not a curated record. The coding region runs from base 1 to 1707 and encodes 568 amino acids.
AUGCCUCCUCGAGACAGUACCGCCAACUAUACUACCGCUGGUGCUUUAUCGGACGAUUCAGAUCUCGAUGAUCUUUUCGAUGAGCUUGAAGAAGAUGAGGAACUAGAUGGAAGCCAAAGGAGAGAUAAGAAACCGAAGAGAAAAGGUCCAGUUGACAGUGCAGAAUUAAUUAAAGGUUCACUUGUGAAACCUCAUAAUAUCGCUAUAGCUGCUAAAUCCCUUCAUGGAAUGAUUCAUCAAGGCGAUGUCGAAUUAUGUCCUGCAUAUCAAAGAGAUGUCGUUUGGCCUGAAGCCAAAAUGAUAGCUUUGAUUCAAUCACUGUUCAUGAAUUUUUACGUCCCUCCUGUAAUCUUUGCUGUCGAGAGAGAAGGUACCCAAGAAAAAAGAAUUUGUAUCGAUGGUAAACAACGAUGUUCUUCCAUUCUGAAUUUCAUGGAUGGCAAAAUUCCCUUCAUUUCGCCUAAUACGAAAGAGAAAUUUUGGUACAAUAAGCUCGACUCGCAUCGAAGUGGGAAACAAUUGCCUCGAGAUCUCAAGUCGAACUUUGAUUUGCUUCAAUUGGCAGCUGUAGAAUAUCACGGUAUGACUGAUUCUCAGCAGAGGGAUGUUUUCCAACGUGUGCAAUUAGGUGUUGCUUUGUCUGCUGCUGAGAAACUACAAGCUCAUUCUGGACCAUGGCCUGGAUGGAUCAUAGAACUUGACAAGCGAUACAUUGCAGCAGCAGAUACACUCGGAACAAACCUCAGGUGGGAUUUGAGAAGAGGUCGAUCGUUCCAGAAUCUUCUCGGUUUCGUCGCAAUGGCACGUGAAAGUACCCCAUCUAAGAUAUGGCAGCCUACAGCCACCUUACUCAGGCAUUUUGUCGAGAGGAACGAUGCUCCUGAUCAAGAAUUCAAGUUACGAGCGCAAUUGGCUUUAUCCAUUUUCAUCAAUAUCGCUGUGAAUCACUUUGACGCAGCCUUUGAAACCACUUCAACCCCACGUAUAGCUCCUGUCGAAUUCUGGUUCAGUUCAUAUCUCAUCUACAGUCGAAUGGGCUUCCUCUCAAUCGAAUCCAUCGCUCGAGAGAUCGGAAAGAUGCGAGCUAUGAUUCGAGUCCAUGUUCCCGGUAACGUUUCUACAAAUACCACGGUCAUGGGUCUUUUGAGUCAUUUCAUUGAUGGUAUACCCAAAAAAAGGAAGGCCAAUGAAAUACCAGCUGCUGAACAAUAUGAAGAUGAUGACGAUGUUGAUGAAAGAGAUGCUAGAGCAAUGAAAAGAUCUCGUAGAGCAGAAGAACAAGAUCCAACUUUUGUCGAAGCGAGGACUGAACGAACAGUAGCUUCACCGCCUAAAACCACUACUAGGGCAAAAGCACCCACAAUCACGACCACAAACUCAACCACUGCCCCUUCCUCGAGCUCAUCCGUUCAGCAAUCUCGACCUACCCCUCUAAACGUAUCAGCUACUUCUACAUCUCACAGACAAAUCGCUUCACUUCCUACACCGAGUACUGCGAAUCAUCAACAACCGGCAAAUGGCCAGCAAUAUCAAUCAUCAAAUGUAGCCAACAAUCAACAGGGUGUAUAUCAAAAUGGUCAAUAUCAAUCUGGCGGUACAAGUAUGUCAGCCGAACAAAUGAGACAAUAUACAGAAGCUAGAGUCAAACAACAAUAUCCACAACAGCAACAAAAUCAAAACAACAGUAAUCAAUACUAUGGUAGAUAA